Sphenostylis stenocarpa is the source of this 1017-nucleotide messenger RNA. NCBI's taxonomy places the organism in Eukaryota, Viridiplantae, Streptophyta, Magnoliopsida, Fabales, Fabaceae. The record is from the annotation of a GenBank genome assembly.
AUGAUGAAGAGGAAGAUGGAAAUAUUGGUGUUGUUUGGGAAUCGAGAUGAGCUUGAAGCCAUCUCAUCACUUUUCCAAGGUAGAAUUCCACAAAAACCUGGAAAAUUGCAUCGAGAAAGGCCUCUUCCUCUUCCAUCUCCCCACAGGCUCCGACCUUUGGGGCUACCUAAACCAAAAUCACAAGUGAAAUUGACGAGCUCAAGCUGUGGUUUCUUCCGGGCUUCUAUGGCUAAGAAAGUGUAUAAAAGCCCUAGUUUCCUAGUUGGGUUGGCAAGAGAAAUAAGUAGGCUUGGUCCAGCUGAAGAUGUGUCCAAAAUUCUUGGGAAGUGGGUGCAGUUCCUAAGGAAAGGGUCCUUGUCAUUAACAAUAAGGGAACUAGGUCAUAUGGGAUUCCCUGAGAGAGCUUUGCAAACAUUCUUAUGGGCACAAAAUCAACCUCAUCUCUUCCUGAUGAUUGGAUUCUGGCCUCAACUGUUGAGUCGUGCUGUGUUGGAGGCAAUGAUCAAGGGUUUUAUAAAAGGAGGAAACCUUAGACUUGCGUGGGAGGUUCUAGUAGUGGCUAGAAGGGAUAAAAGAAUGUUGGAUUCCAGCAUUUAUGCUAAGUUAAUAUUAGAACUUGGAAAGAACCCUGACAGACACAGGCGUGUGUUUCCCUUGUUAGAAGAACUUGGAGAACGAGAUGAAUUGAAUUUAAGCCAACAAGAUUGUACCGCUAUAAUGAAACUGUUUGUUGCUCCGAAUGAUCUAUCUAGGGCAAUGAGAUAUUUUUCAAGACUUAAAGAGGCUGGAUUUUCUCCCACUUUUGGCAUAUACAAGGACAUGCUUCAAAUUUACAUGGCCUCUGGGAGGACUGCGAAGUGCAAAGAGAUCUGCAAGGAGGCUAAUAUAGCUGUUGGAAUUCCUUCCCUAAUGCUUCAUUUGUUUGCGGAUGAGUGUUGUAGUUACGGAUGGAUUUUAGGUGUGUUGAUGUGCGAUGAUUAUGUGGAUUUGGUUCAGCUGAAAUGUGUGGAUUUGUAG